Molecule: messenger RNA, 1113 nt
Organism: Sphaerulina musiva SO2202
Lineage: Eukaryota; Fungi; Ascomycota; Dothideomycetes; Mycosphaerellales; Mycosphaerellaceae
Product: extracellular dioxygenase
Exons: 2
Coding region: 1-1113 (370 amino acids)
Molecular function (GO): ferric iron binding; oxidoreductase activity, acting on single donors with incorporation of molecular oxygen, incorporation of two atoms of oxygen
Source: RefSeq, a predicted model, not a curated record
AUGGCGCCAAUCACUUCACUGCUGAUGGGAGGUCUCCUCGCCGUCCAAACCGCUCUCGCUCAUCCCGGCCACUCUGUCGCAGAAGAAGCUCUGGAGCGUCGCGAGUGGCUUCAAAACGCCAAACCAAGAUCCGUGCAAGCCUGUGCCAGCGAUCUUGCUCGUCGUGGCCAGCAAGAGCGAGCACUCGCUCGUCGGGCUGAGCUUGCUCAACACGUUCGUGCCAAGCGUGGUCUGAAGACUCUCGAGCGCCGAACGUUCAGAGACUACAACAUCUCUCAUGAGUCCCCUCUGGACGUGACCCUCGGGUCUGACGAGAGGCUUCUUUUCGCCGACAACUCGAGCUGCCUCCUCCAGCCAGAGGCAACCCAAGGUCCAUACUACAUCGAUGGCGAGAUCAUUCGUAGCGACAUGUCCGAAGACGAGCCUGGCGUGCCUCUGUUCCUCGACAUUCAGCUUAUUGACACCUCGAGCUGCGACCCUGUCCCAGCCGUCUUCGUGGACAUCUGGCACUGCAACGCUACUGGUGUUUACUCUGGAGUUGUCAACCCAAGCAAUGGCAACCCCAAUGAUCUCUCCAACGUCAACGCGACGUUCGGUCGCGCCGUGCAACAGACAGACAUCAACGGCGUGGUGCAAUUCGAGACCAUCUUCCCCGGCCAUUACGUUGGACGUGCUAUCCACAUGCAUGUCUUGACCCACAACACCGAGUCCAGCAUCAUUCGAACCAACAGCACUCUUCUCAGCGGAAACUUCACCGCUCAAAGCUCGCACGUGGGACAGAUCUUCUUCGACCAAAGCCUCAUCGCUCAAGUCGAGGCUACCGCUCCUUACAACACCAACCAACAGGAACUGCUUCCAAACGAGCAGGAUGGCAUUUUGUACGCAGAGGCGCUGGGCUCAGAUCCUUUCAUGCACUAUGUGCUUCUUGGAGAUGACAUUACCGAUGGUGUUCUGGCGUGGAUCAGCUUGGGAAUCGACCCUUCUGCGGACGUGUCCAUGCCAUCAGCCGGCUCCUGGACCAAGAACGGUGGCGAUACCAAUGAGGACGGCCCCAUCAGCUCCGUGGGUAUCCCAGGCAACCCACAGGCGACUGAUAUCUCGCAGCUUCCUUGA